AGUGCCUGCUUGAGACAGAACUGGUGCUGACGCCCGAUGGGUGAAGAGCUGGUGACUGUGCUACUCACCAUCCCGCAGGAUUUCCUGUACCCAAAGGCCGGAUAGAUCCGUACUCGUUUGGGCUCCUCAACCCCAGCUGUGCGGCGCACCCGCUGUCCUGUAUUUGGGGUCUUUCAGAAGACCGGGAUAAUAGGAGAAGCUCGGUAACAUGUAUAUCCUGUUUCGAUUGUUCAUCCUAAAGAAAUCAUUGGAGAUGUGUGAAAGAAGAGUGGUAUAGAUUCCAAGGACCAAACAGGAUUUCACAUACUACACUGGAAAAAAAAAAAGGAAACUUUUAAAGCAAUUUAACCUAAUAGAAAACAUAGAGGUGAUUGGUGGUACACAGACUCUUGAGAAAGUAGAACAACAUCCACAAAAUGGCAAACAAUUCCACAGAUCAUCAUCCUUCUAAUUCUGUCAAUGACGGCAGCUAUGAAGGCGACUUUGGGUGCAAUGUGCAGGAACUGCGGGACCUCAUGGAGUUGCGGAGUGGGGAGGCAGUGACUCGGAUAAUGGAAAACUAUGGUGGAGUCCCCACUAUCUGCAGAAGACUAAAGACCUCUCCAGUUGAAGGUUUGUCGGGAAAUCUUGCAGACUUGGAGAAGAGAAGACAAACAUUUGGAAAAAAUUUCAUCCCCCCGAAGAAAGCCAAAACAUUCUUGCAACUCGUAUGGGAGGCAUUGCAGAUGUAACCUUAAUCAUCCUGGAAAUUGCCAGCCAUAAUAUCUCUAGCCCUAUCCUUCUACCAUCCUGUAGGGACAGAUAAUGAAGUAUGUGGGGAAGCAGCAGGAGGAGUGGAGGAUGAGGGUGAAGCACAAGCUGGUUGGAUUGAAGGAGCGGCCAUCUUGUUCUCAGUCAUCAUUGUAGUUUUGGUAACUGCUUUUAAUGACUGGAGUAAAGAAAAGCAGUUCCGUGGCCUUCAGAGUCGAAUUGAACAAGAGCAAAAGUUCACCGUUAUCCGAAAAGGUCAAGUCAUCCAGAUUCCCGUGGCAGAACUUGUUGUCGGGGAUAUUGCACAAAUAAAAUAUGGGGAUCUCCUACCUGCAGAUGGUAUUUUGAUCCAGGGUAAUGACCUGAAAAUUGAUGAAAGCUCACUAACAGGGGAAAGUGAUCACGUGAAAAAAUCCCUUGAGAAGGAUCCCAUGCUGCUGUCUGGCACACACGUGAUGGAAGGGUCUGGGCGUAUGGUUGUUACAGCUGUUGGGGUCAACUCUCAGACUGGCAUCAUUUUUACACUUUUGGGAGCAAAUGAAGGAGAGGAAGAGAAAAAGACAAAGAAAGGUAAAAAACAAGGACCUCUAGAAAAUCGCAACAAAGCAAAAGCUCAGGAUGGUGUGGCCUUGGAGAUACAACCUCUAAAAAGUGAAGAAGGUGUAGAAAGUGAAGAAAAAGAAAAGAAAGUGGUCAAGGUUCCAAAGAAAGAGAAGUCUGUCCUACAGGGGAAGCUUACUCGAUUAGCUGUGCAGAUUGGAAAAGCAGGUCUUAUCAUGUCUGCCAUCACUGUGAUCAUUCUGGUGCUGUACUUUGUCAUUUACACCUUUGGAGUAUUGGGGCGCCCAUGGCUUGCAGAGUGCACCCCUAUCUACAUUCAGUACUUUGUUAAGUUCUUUAUAAUAGGCGUCACUGUGCUGGUGGUGGCUGUUCCUGAAGGCUUGCCCCUUGCGGUUACCAUAUCACUGGCGUACUCUGUGAAGAAAAUGAUGAAAGAUAAUAAUCUUGUGCGUCACUUGGAUGCAUGUGAAACUAUGGGCAAUGCUACAGCGAUAUGUUCUGACAAAACAGGCACUUUAACCAUGAAUCGUAUGACCGUGGUUCAGGCAUAUGUGUGUGGCACCAACUAUAGACAGAUUCCUGACCCUGAAGCACUGAACCCAAAAAUGCUGGACCUAUUAGUCAAUGGAAUAUCCAUUAACUCGGCCUAUACAUCAAAGAUCUUGCCCCCAGAAAAAGAAGGCGGUCUUCCAAGACAAGUGGGUAAUAAGACUGAAUGUUCUCUACUGGGAUUUGUUUUGGACUUAAAGCAAGAUUACCAAGCUGUUCGUAAUGAAAUUCCUGAAGAAAAACUCUAUAAAGUGUACACAUUCAAUUCAGUGCGCAAAUCCAUGAGUACAGUACUCAGCGAGUCUGGAGGUGGUUUCCGUAUGUACAGUAAAGGCGCCUCAGAAAUCGUUUUACGCAAAUGUACAAAAAUUUUGGAUCAAGGUGGUGAAGUAUGUCCAUUUAAAACUAGAGACCGGGAUGAGAUGGUGAAAAAAGUCAUUGAGCCAAUGGCCUGUGAAGGGCUUCGUACUAUUUGUUUGGCAUAUCGUGACUUCCCAGCGGGCACUGAGCCUGAUUGGGAUAAUGAAGCCGACAUCUUGUCUGACCUCACUUGUAUUGCUGUGGUGGGCAUUGAAGAUCCUGUUCGUCCAGAGGUGCCUGAGGCUAUUCAGAAGUGCCAGAGAGCAGGGAUCACUGUACGCAUGGUUACUGGUGACAAUGUAAACACAGCUCGUGCUAUUGCUACAAAGUGCGGCAUUCUGCAACCUGGAGAAGACUUCCUGUGCCUUGAGGGAAAAGAGUUCAACACACUGAUCCGAAAUGAAAAGGGAGAGGUAGAACAAGAAAAGCUGGAUAAAGUUUGGCCAAGGCUUCGCGUUCUGGCACGAUCUUCCCCCACAGACAAGCACACACUAGUGAAAGGUAUAAUUGACAGCACAGUGACAGAACGGAGACAAGUAGUGGCUGUCACGGGUGAUGGAACAAAUGAUGGACCAGCAUUAAAGAAAGCAGACGUGGGAUUUGCCAUGGGUAUAGCUGGAACAGAUGUUGCAAAGGAAGCAUCAGACAUUAUCCUGACAGAUGAUAACUUUACCAGCAUUGUAAAGGCGGUUAUGUGGGGCCGCAAUGUAUAUGAUAGCAUCUCCAAAUUUCUUCAGUUCCAGCUGACUGUUAAUGUGGUUGCUGUCAUUGUUGCUUUCACUGGAGCCUGCAUCACUCAAGACUCUCCACUGAAAGCUGUGCAGAUGCUUUGGGUGAACUUGAUCAUGGAUACAUUUGCAUCCCUUGCACUUGCCACAGAGCCUCCAACAGAAUCGCUUCUUCUACGUAGACCAUAUGGUCGUAACAAGCCACUCAUCUCGCGUACUAUGAUGAAAAACAUUUUAGGACACGCUGUCUAUCAGUUGACUAUCAUCUUUACUCUGCUCUUUGCAGGAGAGAAAUUUUUUGACAUUGACAGUGGGAGAAAUGUACCCCUGCAUUCCCCUCCUUCAGAACAUUACACUAUUGUUUUCAACACAUUUGUUUUGAUGCAACUUUUUAAUGAGAUCAACGCCCGGAAAAUCCACGGAGAACGUAAUGUUUUUGAGAACAUCUUCCGAAACCCUAUAUUUUGUGCAGUUGUCGUGGGGACUUUUGCAGCACAGAUUGUGAUUGUGGAGUUUGGAGGCAAACCAUUCAGUUGCUCUGGCUUAACUUUAUCACAGUGGUUCUGGUGCAUCUUUAUUGGACUUAGUGAGCUGUUGUGGGGCCAGUUAAUCUGCACCGUUCCCACAAGCCGACUUAAGUUUUUAAAGGAGGCAGGCCAUGGCCCUAUGAAAGAUGAUAUUCCCCAUGAGGAACUGCCAGAGGACUCUGAUGAGAUUGACCAUGCAGAAAUGGAACUCAGGAAAGGCCAGAUCUUGUGGUUCAGAGGCUUGAACAGGAUACAGACUCAGAUUAAGGUGGUCAAUGCGUUCCGCAGCUCCCUGUAUGAGGGGCUUGAAAAGCCACAGACCCGCAGUGCCAUUCAUAACUUCAUGACCCAUCCGGAGUUCACACCACAGGAGACGAGGCCUGAUCCCGAACUAACAGACAGUGACAGCGAGGGCGAGGAAUCACGUGGUCUUCUAAAAGAACAUACUGUACAGACCCACAAUCACAAUAACAACUCUUCUGCUGAAUCACGCCCAUUGGACAUCACAGUAUCACCGUCUGAAAGCCCAGUGCACAGUAUGGAGACCUCAAUUUAACACCAAAAUUAAAGACCAUUUCAGCUUGGAAUCUGGAUGAGGUCACAGCUCCUUCCCUUGCUGUCCUGUCCUUUCACCACCCUGUACCCAACAAGCUCACAACUAGCCAUCGUCAUCUCAUUCAAGAACACAGACCUGUUAAACACUAACCCAUACUAGGUACAGGCAGCCUAAAAUGCCUCAUCGCAUCAACAAUACAUAAAGCCAUAAUCACACUGAACCUGAUGUAUCAACGCUAUUUGAGAAAAAGUGUGCUUGAUGCCAGUAGCAGCCAACUAGAUCCAGCUUUCAUGUUAAAAACAGUGAAAAAUGAAAUAUGGCCUCAGAAUUGGUGCAACAAGUCCACUUUUUCUUUGAGUCUGUUCAAUUUGAGUCCCAUUGUGUGUAAGCAUCAACCAAACAUGUAGCCAUAAAGCCAUAGGCAGUCUAUAUAUAAUAUAGAUUCUUAAAAAUUUGGCUAAGCCAAAAUUCCUAUGAACACAUAACUAUAAAAUGACUUCCUAGUAAAACUAUCCCCCUACUCACUACCAUUGUCUUAGUAAUUAUAAUUGUACAUUAGGCCUGUUCUUCCUAUGUGCAACAUUAUUUGUGAUCAUUGUGUAAACAGUCUUCAGCACUACACCUUAUAAUAGAACCAUGAAGAAAUGUAUUUAUUUGAUACAUAUAAUGUCUUAAACACAUACAUUUUCACACAUAGCGCUAUGUUUAAUUAAUUUGAAGAGUUUUUAGGUUUCUAAAAUUUGGUCAUAUAUUCACCUUUACAUCUAUUACACAGGCGCUUGGUACUGAUGUCAUAAUCACAGCGCAUGUGAGUUUUUACGCUUUUAACUCCCUUUGUUUCCCUUUGUCUUGUGUGUUUGCAUGUUUGACCUGUUCCCUGUCCCGUUGCUCCCUUUAUAUCCUAUAUAUCCUGCUUGUUCUUCUCCUACCCUGUUUGUCAGAAUCCAAAGGUGCCACUUAAAAAGGAAGCUGAUCUUAGGAUUUUAUUUCCAACCAAAGUGUGCCACCCAUUAUUGCUUCACCCAGGCACAGCACCCAAUGCACCUGUCUUCCACCUGUAGGACUGCAUUACCCCACAGCUUCUCUACCCCCAGACUGUGUGAAGCUGUGAACUUUUGCAGCAUGCCAACUGCCAGAUAUCUCCCAAUACCAAGGAGUAAAAACUGUGCCAUUCUGCCAGUUUAGCUGGUGUUUGUACCCCCUGAAGUUCUGAUCCUGAAACCUGGAGGUCACCAAACUCUGUAGAGUGUUCCAGGGUGUGUUAAUGGAAGGAGGGCUACACUGCCGUAGAAAAAAAAAAAAAGCAUGUGUGUAAUAAAGAUACAGUAUAUAGACAUGUGAUUACACAUACAUACACGAACAUUGGUACGUUUACAAUCACUGUUCCUGAAUGAGGGCUAAUGAAUUUUUGGAGUUUUGCACUGCUGCUGACCUUGCUCUACUGCCUAGAAAUGCAAGCUAUGGUGGAACACAGUAUUCAAAAUGGAAUAGUUGGGCUGUGCACUACCAUAAUAACACAUAGUACAGCAGGGCAAUGUUUUUUCAUGAGACUGGCACCGCUCUUUAUCAGAAUGAAAACAAACCAGUGUUGGCCACAAUUUACGUGCAUUAAAGAAGCAUGGAUAUUAUGCAUUGCGGAGGUAACCUGGCUAUUAACACUGCCUUUUACCUAUGCAUGUGAUGGUGGCAAAAUUUCCACAUUCACAAGUACAAGAAAAAAAUAUAAUUGCUUCAACAGAGCAUACUAUCCAUUUGCUAAGUUGUGUCCACCUCCAUCACUCCUUUUUUUCACUGCCAGAAGGGGUUUACAACUAGCAAUGUAGGGGAAGAAAACCCUUCCCUGCACUGGUGUGAGUGGAUUUCUUUUCCCUUUCUUGUGCCUUCUUAUAGUUCCUGCACAACUCCUAGUUUUUAAGUGUUCCUUAUAAAGGGAAGUGUUUUUAAGAUCUCCCCCGGCCUCCCUCUGCAGCCUCUGACACUUCUUCCUUCUCAAGUUAGUCAAUGUCACGGUCCCACCUACCUGUUCAGGAAUGGAAUUUUUCUGGGAGAAUUUUAGCUCUUGGUACAUGCAUUAGUCAGGUGUGGGGAUCGAAUGAAUGUUUGUCUAAUGCGGUGCAAUCAUUCCAGUAAGCAAUUUUUCUCUCACAAGCACUGCACAUAGUAUAUUAAAUCAGUUUUGUCAGUUGUCCGUUGGCUAAGUAAGUGCAAGGAAGAAAUCUAUUGAUUUGAAUCGACGUUCUAAGCACUAUUAAUGAAAUCCUAAGUGUUCAACUUUGAUGCUUUUUGCUCAGACAAGAUCUGUAAUAUAUUGCAAAAUACUAAUUCAGUUUUACAUAUUUAACAAAGAAUGUGUAUACUGGCAGCUAAUGGGGUUCAUUGACAGUGUUUUAAUACAUAAGAAAAGAUCUAAUGUUUUUCAUUGUAUUGCCAAAAAGAACUGCAUUUGGAAUGUGCACAUUGAUGGACACCGUAGUACUGUUAACCCCUUAUAAACCUUUCUUUUUUUUGCUGUACAUUGCAGUUACGUUAUUGAAUUAGCUUCUGGGGAAGUGAUAUAGGUAGCCUAAUAGUAAAGAUUUGCAAGCCAUCUUGAAGCUGCUUGGCUUAGUUGUAAAAUGAUUCUAGACAAUGGAACGCUCAUUGCAUUUCUUUUUUUAAUUUUUUUUUAUUUGAUUUGAUGUUUUUUAUGCUUUCGGGAGAAAAAAAAGAUUUAAAAAAGGCUAUGAAUUUGUUAUGCAGAAAUGCUGGUUUGUUAAUUAAGAGAACCAGUAAAGCUUUAGUGCUGUGUGCACAAUAGAUGAGGAUCCAAGGCCAAUCCCAGAAGGGGCAAUGCUAGUCUCAUGACCAGCAGCUAGAUCGUGGUUCAAAAGCCAAUAGUGUAUUUUUGAUUUCUCACACCACUGGCAGCUCAGUGCUCUGUAGGCAUGGAGCUGUCCUACAGAAAUGUGUUUUUAUACAUGCAUAUAUAUAGAUAUAUAAAUAUAUAAAUUAUGUUCAUAUAUGGCAGGGCGUUCUGUAGUGUAUGCUUUAUAUGUGCUGAUGUUUUCUUAUGUAAAAUAGGUUUUUCUAUUUUCUUUUCAUGUUGCGUACACAACAGAGAUCCUGAAUUUUUAUUUCUUUUUUUUCUUUGUUGGGGAGACUAUAAAGCAUACAGUUAUGGGAGAGUUUUUUCUGUCAUUUUUAUAUAUGUUAAUUCCUUCAUUGCCAGGGACAAUUUGACAAAUGCUGUUAGAGUGUACAGCAGAUGUCUCUUGGCAGUGAAAAGCUUAGCCAUAUGAAAGGUAGUCUUACAAACUAAGUGCUGUGUUGGACAAGGAAAAGAGGAGGAAUGUGUAGGGCAUUUGGAGGUGUACAUGGAGAGUGUUUUGCAGCAGCUGCAUAUUGGGUGCAAAAUUUCCACCAGAAUCCGUUAACAUUCCAAAUACCUCCUGUAUGGAUUGGAUUCCCAGUGCUGGCAAAUGAAAUCACAACAUGUAACAGGCAGAGCAGGGCAUUUUUUUUUACAAUGAAAGGGGUUUUUGAAUGGCUGCUAAUUUUACAGCCUUAGUCCUAAUUUGACAACUAAAAGAAUAGUAACAUUUACUUCAAAUUCACAAUAAUCAGUAGCUGCUAUUUGAAUAAUGCUGUGAUGGUAUACAGUGAUGGAGUCUAUUAGCCUGAACAUCAGAGGCCCAUUGAGCUAUACCGUGGUCCUUUCACAACAGAAUGAAGUUAAUGGCAUUUGUUUAAAAUGACCCACUCACAACAGACAAAAAAUAAAUGUACAGUUCUGCUUUCUAUAAUGUAUGCCGUCUGAGGUAUUGCUCAGUUUUAUUUAAUGCUACCUAUUCCUGGAUAAAUAACAUGAAGUUAAUGUGGCAUUGCAUGCAUUGUGUAGCAGCAUAUGAUUUACAAAUGUGUUAUGUCCCCAGUUAAUUUUCACAUAGAACAUCACAAAAGUAAUAUGUAAUGCAUAAAUGUGUGAACAGAUGGGCGCUCAAUAUAUACAGUAUAUCUUGGUUACUGACAGCUAGUGUUUCUGACCUGUUCAUGUUUGAGAAAUUUGCCGCUAAUACCAAUUUUAUACUUUGUCUUCUGCUAUAAAAUCGACUGAGUCUUUCAUCAUCGGACAAAAUAGAGCGGAUAGUUGUAAUAAAUUAUAAUAGGUAAAAUCUGAUGCAUUUGUAUUGAAAUUAUUCUACAUCAUAAUGGUCUCAUAAAAUUAAAAUGCAGCUCACAGAACUUUAGGAUUGUGGCCACAUACACUCUAUUCCCCUAUAUUCUCCAUUGUCCUUAAUAUAGACAUAUGUUCUACAAGUCUUUCACAAAUCUUGUAAACAUUUAUCUGUCGCCCGGAAAGAGCAUGCCUUAUUAAACUUGGGUUUUCU
This is a messenger RNA of Bufo bufo (common toad), 8398 nucleotides long. It is a transcript of the gene ATP2B4, whose product is annotated as ATPase plasma membrane Ca2+ transporting 4. Gene Ontology annotation, biological process: calcium ion transmembrane transport; regulation of cytosolic calcium ion concentration. The transcript is spliced from 21 exons. NCBI's taxonomy places the organism in Eukaryota, Metazoa, Chordata, Amphibia, Anura, Bufonidae. Gene Ontology annotation, molecular function: PDZ domain binding; ATP hydrolysis activity; P-type calcium transporter activity. The record is from RefSeq and is a predicted model, not a curated record. Gene Ontology annotation, cellular component: intracellular membrane-bounded organelle; membrane.